This is a messenger RNA of Fulvia fulva, 1794 nucleotides long. Its product is annotated as Meiosis-specific serine/threonine-protein kinase mek1. The transcript has 3 exons. The record is from RefSeq and is a predicted model, not a curated record. Gene Ontology annotation, biological process: meiotic recombination checkpoint signaling; protein phosphorylation. Lineage: Eukaryota; Fungi; Ascomycota; Dothideomycetes; Mycosphaerellales; Mycosphaerellaceae. Gene Ontology annotation, molecular function: ATP binding; protein serine/threonine kinase activity. Bases 1 to 1794 code for a protein of 597 amino acids. Gene Ontology annotation, cellular component: cytoplasm; nucleus.
AUGGCUGUCUCACGUGGUGAUACGUCGGUGGCAUGCUUCGUGUUCCGGACUGCAACACAUCCCGACCAAGAGGUCACGAUGCACGUCUAUCCCAAUGAUGAGUUCAACCUCGGACGAGAGCGACUCCAGGAUGCGCUCGGUAUCGAGGAUCGAUGUCUCUCUAGCCAUCAUUUCCACGUUCGCUGUGUCGUCUACGAUGAUGACGAUGAGCACAAAAUCGCGCCAUUGGUCUACUUUCGAAUCCUCUCCGGCAAUAUGGCCAUCUUGAGGAGAAAUGGGCUUCACGACGAUCCUGAUGAUGGGAUCGAUGUUGGCAGAAGCUCUGGCGACAUUCUCCUCAACUUCGGCGACUCGCUACAGCUAACAAGCCAGGUCUCGGUGGAGUUUUGCUCAAUUGAAGGUCAAUCUUUCGCUCCACCUCCACUGAACAAAGUGCAGAGAGCAGAGAUAAAGCUCAUCCAAGAGUACCGUCUGACCACCAAAGUCCUCGGAGUUGGCGGCUAUGCUGCCGUGUACGUGUCAGAGAAGGCUGAUACUGGCCAGCAAUUCGCAUGCAAGAUUGUUGCUCACCCAGCUGAGAAGACAGCAGAUGCAGCCCAACAAAAGGAGCGCCAAAAGGUGGCUCGCGAGUACACCAUCCUCGCAAAGCUUUCACAUCCCAACAUCAUCUCGCUGGAGAAAGUCUUCCGAGCCACUCAUCACGACUACAUCUUCCAGGAGCUAAUCACAGGCGGCGACUUGCUGUCGUAUAUGGACAAGAAAGGCCACUUGACUGAGCCACAAGGUGCGGUGAUUGUCAGGCAACUGCUCGAGGCGGUCAAGUAUCUUCAUGAUCACAGAGUGGUACAUCGAGACAUCAAGCCUGAGAACAUUCUCGUCACAUCAUGGCGAGACGGCGCACGUAUUGUGCUUACAGACUUCGGACAAGCCAGAACUAUGGAUGACGUUGAGCAUGCGGUCAAGAAGGCUGGAAUCUUCCGCAUGCAGACUUUGGUGGGCACCAUUGGCUACACUGCACCUGAGGUAUAUGCCCAGCUCAGAAACGACCUUCAGCAAAGUGCCGGCUACAGCCAGGCAGUUGACAUCUGGUCCAUUGGCUGUGUAGCUGGCACUGUUCUGACCGGCGAGUUGACCUUCCCUGACGAUGCACAACUACGAGCUGGGAUUGUUGACGUGUCGCGCUUCACCAAACACCUCGAGAACAUCGAAAACGGAUCGGAAUGGGAACGAAUUGGCCAUCGAGCAAAGUCUUUCGUCAAGAGCUGUCUAGCGACGGAAGAGAGUAAGCGACUGAGUGCAGCUGAGUGCCUCGAUCUGCCAUGGUUCCAGCAUCCCCACUACAAGCGACAAUUUGAUGCGCUCUACCAACGCGCCAUAGCAGACUGGAAGCCGCGCGUGCAGGAAGAGGACCUUACCGAGACUAUCGACACGACCGACCAGAACGACGAGAGCGAAGGCCAUGGCGAAACCCAGUCUCGAUUCUUCACCAGGUCUCGAUCACAACAAGACGAUAUGCUCGCACGCUUCAGACCAAAUGAACUCUGCGCAAGCCCAGUGCAAGUCCCAGAAACGCCACCGAGACGGCGAGCGGAAAGCUCAGGCAUUGCUCUAGAAGAGUCACAGUUCAUCGACUUGGGCGACUUUACAAUGCCACCACAGACAGCGACGUACGACGAUGACAUCGACCAGAACCUUGACUUGGCAACGCAGAAUCUGACUCGCAACUCCUUGCUCACUGCUGACCGUCAACCAUGGCAUGUUACAGCGUCGAAGCGCAAAGCGGUCUAUCGCUGA